Messenger RNA from Bemisia tabaci, 2108 nucleotides. The record is from RefSeq and is a predicted model, not a curated record. NCBI's taxonomy places the organism in Eukaryota, Metazoa, Arthropoda, Insecta, Hemiptera, Aleyrodidae.
CGUUCGGAGAUCUUUCACAGGUUCCGGAUCACUAUCUCGAGGCGAUUCACUUUGUUCGAACAGUUCUUUCAACUCCAUGUGCUCCAACACUGGGAAAAUGGUCAGGUCUACGUCCAAAGGUGUCGGAAGAAAUUUAAAAAAACUGGGAAGUAUGGGUCUGGAUUCAGGAAGAAAAAUUGUUAAAGGAGCAGUGGGCAGCUUCAGUCGAAGUUUCAGCGGAAUUCCGUCGUCUAGGAGAAGUGAUGGAAAUUCGUUGUCUCGGGAAAGGGACUACAGAACCUCACGCACCAAUUCUGCCGGUGAUCAGCGGGAAAUGGACCAAAAACCUAACCCUUCGAUUCCACCAACUCCUCCCCCCACAGCGUCACUCAUUAAUCUGCCAGAAGAAUUAACGCCACCCACCUGUGUCACUCAACCUCCUGCCCCUAAAAGACCCAGCCCCCCGCCUACCGCCACCAACAGCCCAAAAGCUUCGUCAAAACCCUCCUCUAGACCCUCAUCUCCGACUUCGCCGAAAACCCCGCACCCUAAAUCCUCACCCAAACGCUCACUGAAACCCUCUCGUGAACCCUCCCCCUCAGCCUCACCCCCUUCUGCGUGUAAUAGUCUACCGCGCAUCGGACCCAUAGGUCCUGACGUUUGUCUAUCAGACGUUUUGAACAGACUUGCAGCGGAAGGUGCAUUCGAAGAUGCAUUAGAACGUAAAUUCGAAGGUGCAAUCGAGGGUAGAAUCGAAGGUGCAUUCAAAGGUGUACCCAGGAGUGCAUCUGGGACUGGUUUCAGGAGUCCGCCGCGAGGUGAUUUCAGAAGUAAAUAUAUUCUACCAUCUGAGGACCAGCCAAAGAACAACGACUUGCCCGAAUGCACAACUGGACCCAAGUCUCUUUCAAGGAGUCGGUCCAGGUCUAGGAGUCGUUCUAGGUCUCCUCAGCCGAGCCCACUCAGAUCUCCCAUUUGGAGUCCACCCAAACCCUCUUUACCGAGUCCAAACAAACCCUCUUCACCGAGUCCAAACAAACCCUCCUCACCGAGUCCAAUCAAACCCUAUCCACAGAGUCUACCCAAGCCCUCUUCACGGAGUUCACACAAGCCUCCUACACCGAGUCCACCCAAGCCCCUACCAGCGAGUCCACCCAAGCCCCUACCAGUGAGUCCUCCCAAGCCACGCCAGAGAAGCCCUAGGCCUAUGCCCAUUCCUCUUCCUGGUAGAAACAGAAUCGUUCCUCACAAACCUAUGCCUUAUUUUAAGGGUCCUGAUGAGCGUGCUGAUGGCCGUGACUGGGACAGUCAGGAUCCUCAGGCUCAUCUUUUUCAGAGAAUGCAAAAAAGGCUCCUCUCUUACUUCUCACAGAUGGAAGCUCCUAAUAGGGAGGAAUUCCGAAUUUUUCUGGCAGAAGUUCACGACAUUCAAAUGGAACAGAGAGGAAGAAGAGGUCCACUAGACUCCAAAGACUUUCUUGAAAGAUUCUGCCUGACAUCGGUCCCUACCAUCCAGAAAGACGCGGUCAAUACUGCUGCCUUGAAACAAGACUGCGCGACAUUCUGCGCCGAUGCAUAUGGCUAUAUAUUCAAACCGUCCGAGUGGGAAGAUCCCGAGAACGAACUCGACUUUUUCGCUUGCGGGACCCUCAUUCCAAUUACCCGCGGUGAGGUCUGCCUCAACCCCCCACCCCAGUUCAUUAGCGCCGAUGAAAUAAAGUUCGAUUGCGUGUGCACGACAACCGUUGACUUCCAGAAGAUAAUGGACAACCAAAAAAUCGGGUUAACGGGGUUUUACCGAGCAAAGCAAAGGUCCUCGAAGGAGGCGGUGGCCUGGUUACGCGAGACUUUGGAGGAUGCCGACAGUGAGUUUGAGGUGGUGACAAUGGAGGACUUUUAUCUGAAGAUCAAAGCUCUCUUCAGGAAAUACAAAGUCCCUGAUCCUGACGUCAGCUAUCAUUUAAGGUACCUGCAGAGCAGACAAGCUGGCGGACAGAGUGAGGAAAAGGCGGACGCGAAAUACUGGGAGGACAUGUUGUUCAGACGAUGAGUCCCAGCGCCCGGCUGUCAAUGGUUCCUCUCGUAAUCUGCUUUUGUUCAUUUUGUAUAAAUAAUAAUUCAAUAAUUCC